This is a messenger RNA of Glarea lozoyensis ATCC 20868, 759 nucleotides long. RefSeq names its product Ribosomal protein S5 2-like protein. Gene Ontology annotation, biological process: poly(A)-dependent snoRNA 3'-end processing; nuclear mRNA surveillance; U4 snRNA 3'-end processing. The record is from RefSeq and is a predicted model, not a curated record. Gene Ontology annotation, cellular component: cytoplasmic exosome (RNase complex); nucleolus; nuclear exosome (RNase complex). The coding region runs from base 1 to 759 and encodes 252 amino acids. The transcript has 3 exons. Lineage: Eukaryota; Fungi; Ascomycota; Leotiomycetes; Helotiales; Helotiaceae.
AUGGCGAUGUCAACAGAGCCUUCGGCCUCGUUGUCACACCUUCACAGCGCAGAUGGAUCUGCCACCUUCUCGCAGAACGGAUACACAGUCAUUGGCGCAGUCAAUGGUCCUAUUGAAGUCCAACGUCGCGACGAACUCCCAGAGGAAGCAGCAGUCGAUAUUGUCGUACGACCAGCAGCUGGUGUGGGUGGUACACGGGAGAGGCACCUCGAAUCGAUCCUACAAUCGACGCUGCGCCAAAUCAUCCUCACCCACAACUUCCCCAGAACGUUGAUCCAGAUCACAUUACAGAUCACAAAGACACCGAAGAAUGAGGCAGCGGCGUCUAAAGUCGUGCAGGCAAGCUCGCAUUUGGCGGUCUUGCCCGUUCUCCUUCAGACUGCUCUUCUAACACUACUUUCUGCAUCUUUGCCUCUAUCAAUGGUUCUGACGUCCACUCUCAUUGCAAUCAGCGCAGAUGAUAAUUCAGCAUCCCUCAUUCAGAACCCAAAUCUGACUGAAUAUGAAAAUGCGAAAUCCAUCCACGUAUUAGCAUUUACCUCGCAAGGAGACUUGUUACUUGCAGAAUCCCAGGGAUCUUUUGAUUUGAAGGAUUGGGAUAAAGUAUACGAAACAGCCAAAAAGGUCUGCUUAUCUACGCAGGACGACGCUGAUAUGCAGGGUGGUGCAUCAUUGGAAGAAAAGACAGGAAGUAUGCUCGGGUUCGUUAAAUCUGUCAUGGAAGAGAAAGUUGCACAGGAUCUGCAUUGGCACCGUUGA